GAGUACAUCACCGGCACCACAAGUAUAAAACAUUUCAUUUAAGAAGCAUGUUCAGCAAAUAAAAAGAAGAAAACAAUGUCAGAUUGAGGUUCUGCGGCGGUUCAGAAGUUUCGAAAGUUUGAGCCACCCUAAUGCAAUACCGAUACGAUAUCAAUGUCAAAUAAAAAUUUUUUUGAAUCGUUUAUGUCAAAUCAGUGAAAUUUUUGUUUAUAGAAAGCCAAGCGAAAUGGCAGGCAAUUUUUGGCAAAGUUCUCACCAUCAACAAUGGAUAUUGGACAAACCAGAUUUGGUACGAGUUAGACAAUACGACCUGCAAUUUCUCACGGAAGAUGAAUACCAAAAAUUGUUCAUUUUUUUCGCUAAUUUAACACAAGUGCUCGGCGAACAAUUGAAAUUACGCCAGCAAGUCAUAGCCACAUCGAUUGUUUAUUUCAAGCGAUUCUAUGCGAGAAAUUCAUUGAAAAAUAUCGAUCCGUUGCUUCUGGUGCCUACUUGCAUUUUCCUCUCAUCCAAAGUGGAAGAAUUUGGUGUUAUUUCCAAUAAUCGACUGAUAACAACGUGUCAGACUGUGAUAAAAACGAAAUUCGGCUACGCGUACUCACAGGAAUUUCCAUACCGAAUCAAUCACAUUUUGGAAUGCGAAUUUUACUUACUCGAAAAUCUGGACUGCUGUUUGAUCGUCUAUCAACCGUAUCGGCCGUUGUUGCAGUUAAUUGCCGAUAUUGGACAGGAAGAUCAAUUGCUCACGUUAACAUGGAGAAUCAUCAAUGACUCAUUGCGCACGGACGUUGGAUUAUUGUAUCCACCAUAUCAGAUUGCAAUCGGAUGCCUUCAAAUAGCCUGCGUGAUCCUGCAGAAGGAGUUGAAGGCCUGGUUCGCCGAACUCAACGUAGAUAUGGACAAAAUCCAAGAGAUUGCUCGCGCUAUCAUGAAUUUGUACGAAUUGUGGAAGGGCUACGACGAGAAAAAGGAUAUCCUGGAGCUGCUAGCUAAAAUGCCAAAACCGAAACCGGCUCCACAACGAUGAUGUCAAUCGAUACAUUGAAAGUUAGCUUAUAAGGACGUCGUAAUAUUGAUAAAAUACAAAUGUUUACACGAA
Messenger RNA from Bradysia coprophila, 1099 nucleotides. It is a transcript of the gene CycC, whose product is annotated as cyclin C. Gene Ontology annotation, molecular function: cyclin-dependent protein serine/threonine kinase regulator activity. Gene Ontology annotation, biological process: regulation of transcription by RNA polymerase II. The record is from RefSeq and is a predicted model, not a curated record. NCBI's taxonomy places the organism in Eukaryota, Metazoa, Arthropoda, Insecta, Diptera, Sciaridae.